Messenger RNA from Ahaetulla prasina, 9008 nucleotides. RefSeq names its product fibronectin type III domain containing 3B (gene FNDC3B). The transcript has 26 exons. The coding region runs from base 273 to 3908 and encodes 1211 amino acids. Gene Ontology annotation, molecular function: protein binding. NCBI's taxonomy places the organism in Eukaryota, Metazoa, Chordata, Lepidosauria, Squamata, Colubridae. The record is from RefSeq and is a predicted model, not a curated record.
GACUGUAUGGUAUGUGGGCUGGUCACAAAUCCCAUGUGGUCCGACAUCACUGACAUGGCGGAAUCCCCCUCCGAACCCGCCUGGUAGUUAUUCCAGCUCGCUCAGUCUCUCCAGCCAGGCGGGGAUUUAUCGGACUGCCGGUCGCCUCCCUUCCCUUCUUCCCUUCCCUUCUUCCCUCCGAAGGACCGACGACAGCAGGGCAUUUUUUUUCCUCGCGCGCAACCCCCCAGUUUCCAGCCCCAAGGAAGCCCACAGAGGAAAAUUCUCCAUGAAUGUACGUCACAAUGAUGAUGACCGACCAAAUCCCACUGGAGUUGCCAUCAUUGCUGAAUGGGGAAGUAGCCAUGAUGCCUCACUUAGUCAAUGGAGAUGGAACACAACAAGUCAUUUUUGUUCAAGUUAAUCCAGGAGAAACUUUUACCAUAAGGGGUGAAGAUGGAACUCUUCAGUGCAUUCAAGGACCUGCAGAGGUACCCAUGAUGUCCCCCAAUGGAUCUAUUCCUCCCAUACAUGUGCCUCCAGGUUAUAUAUCACAGGUAUUAGAAGACAGUACGGGCGUUCGAAGGGUGGUUGUCACGCCUCAGUCUCCAGAGUGCUAUCCUGCUAGCUAUCCUUCUGCCAUUUCUCCAACGCACCACUUACCACCAUACCUCACUCAUCAUCCUCAUUUCAUUCAUAACUCUCAUACAGCUUUCUACCCGCCUGUUACCGGGCCUGGAGAUAUACCACCUCAGUUUUUUCCUCAGCAUCACCUUCCGCCUACCAUUUAUGGAGAGCAAGAAAUCAUAUAUGGAAUGUCAAGUUUCAUAAACCGGGAAGAUCAGUACAACAAACCACAGCACAAAAAAAUCAAAGACAGGCAGAUUGAUCGGCAGAACCGUUUGAACAGCCCUCCAGCCAUCUACAAGAACCAUCCAGCAUGUACGACAGUCUACAAUGGUACCCUCAAGACUCAAAACGGGGCCACCAAUGGAGCAGGAGGCAUCGGAGGCAUAAGCGGAGGGGGGAUGCCAGUCAUCAAAAAGGCAGAACGCAGAGCAAGAAGCAGCCCCAAGACCAACGAACAGGAUUUGCAUGAAUGUGACACAGAAACAAAGAAAGUUCAAGAUGUUCUCUCUGGAAUUGAGAAACCACAGGUGUCAAACAUUCAAACUAGAACAGUUUCGCUCACUUGGUCUCCUCCAAAUGGUCUUUCAAGUGAAGAUAGACUCAGCAAUGGUUUGCCUUAUACUUGUACUUACGAAGUUGCCUUAUCAGACAAAGGGAGGGAUGGAAAAUACAAAACAAUCUACAGUGGAGAAGAAUUGGAAUACAAACUGAAAGAUCUUAGGCCUGCAACAGAAUAUCAUGUCAGGAUACACGCUAUGUACAAUUCUGUGAAAGGAUCUUGCUCAGAACCCGUCAGUUUCAUCACCCGUAGCUGUGCUCCAGAAUGUCCUUUUCCACCCAGACCUUCACACAGGACCAAAAAUUCCUUGACUUUGCAAUGGAAGGCCCCAAUUGACAAUGGUUCAAGAAUCACCAGCUACCUUUUAGAGUGGGAUGAAGGGAAAAGGAGUAAUGUUUUCAGAGAAUGUUACUUUGGGAACCAAAAACAUUACAAGGUGACAAAGCUGUGUCCUGCUGUGGGUUACACAUUCCGAUUAGCAGCUCAGAAUGAAAUAGGCAUAAGUGGCUUUAGCCAAGAAGUUGUAUGCUACACUUCAGGAAACAUCCCUCAGACCCCUUCAGCACCAAGACUGGUCCGUGCCGGGGUUACAUGGAUCACACUGCAAUGGAAUAAAGCAGAAGGUUGCACACCAGAAGAAGUGAUUACCUACACCUUGGAGAUUCAAGAAGAAGAUACUGAUAAUGCAUUUCAUCCAAGGUACACUGGAGAAGACCGAACCUGUACUGUGAAAAAUCUUAAAAGAAGCACACAAUACAAAUUCAGGCUGAUUGUCUCCAAUGUAGAAGGGAAAAGUAGUCCUAGUGAUGUCAUGGUCUGUACCACAAGCCCAGACAGACCAGGGCCUCCCUCCAGACCAAUUGUUAAAGGGCCAGUAACAUCUCAUGGCUUCAGUGUGAAAUGGGAGCCUCCUCAGGACAACGGUGGUUCGGAAAUCCUAAAUUAUCUGUUAGAAGUUUCAGAAGGAAGCUGUGAAGCAAAUCAGUGGGAAGUUGCAUAUAGAGGACCUGCUACCGAAUGUACGUGUGCAUACUUGAAGUCAGGCACUUUGUACAAGCUCCGGGCAUGCUGUAUUAGCACUGGUGGACACAGUCAGUGUUCUGAAAGUUUACUUGUUCGUACGCUAAGCAUUGCUCCAGACCAGUGUCAACCACCCAGAGUGCUUGGAAAACCAAAGCAUAAAGAAAUACAAUUGCAGUGGGAUGCUCCCCCUGUAUCAGAAAGUAGCAGUCAUAUCUCAGCAUACAGCGUAGAAAUGACUGGACCUGAAGAGGUGGCCUCGGAGGUCUAUCAUGGUCCAGACCUUGAAUGUACUGUCAGCAAUCUUCUGCCUGGAAAAACGUAUCAGUUCAGAGUGAGGGCUUUGAAUGAUGGAGGGUAUGGGACUUACUCUGAAGCUGCAAAAAUUACUACAGUGGCUGGGCCUCCAGGCCAGUGUAAAGCACCUUGCCUUACCUUCCUUUCAGAUUCAAGUGUACUUGUGAGCUGGGAGAGUCCUGAGAGUUUUGGUGCUGACAUCUCAGAAUACAGGCUGGAGUGGGGAGAAGACAAAGGGAAUUUAGAACUGGUGUAUACUGGCACAGCCAAUUCCUUUGAAAUCCACCAACUCUCAGCCGCAGCACACUAUUUCUGUAGACUACAGGCAAUAAACCAGGCAGGAGCAGGAUCAUACAGUGACCUGGUAUCCUGCAGAGCCCCGGCAUCUGUUCCUGAGGCUGUGACCAUCCUCUACGUAUCAGAGGAUGAGCACCUGGAUGCCUGUCCAAUGCCUGUUGUAUGCCUCGUAUUGAACUGGGAGGAACCGUGCAAUAAUGGGUCUGAGAUUGUAUCUUACAAUAUCGAACUGGGAGAUAGUAUUUUGUCAGUGGGUCAAGUCACAACUUACGUAAUUGAGGACCUGCCUCCAGAAACCACAUUCCGGCUCCGGAUUCAGGCCGUCAACGAGGUUGGAGCUGGGCCUUUUAGCCACUUCAUUGCAGCAAAGACCCGGUCGUUGCCACCUUUACCCCCUCGGCUAGAGUGUACUGCAGCAGGUCCCCAGAGCCUGAAACUGAAAUGGGGGGAGAGCAGCUCUAGACAGCAUGCUACUGAUGACAUGGUCUAUCUCUUACAAAUAGAGGACAAGAACAAGAGGUUUACUUCAAUCUAUAGGGGGCCUAGUCAUACUUACAAGGUACAACGGCUGAUGGAAUAUACCAGCUAUGCUUUUAGAAUACAAGCUGUAAAUGGUGCUGGGGAAGGGCCUUUCUCAGAAGUCUUUAGCUUCAGCACAACUAAAUCUAUCCCCCCUGUCAUUAAAGCACCUCGAGUGAGACAGUUAGAAGGAAACACCUGUGAAAUUGCUUGGGAAACUGCACCCCCAAUGAAGGGAGACCCUGUGAACUACAUUCUGCAGGUCCUAGUUGGCAGAGAGUCUGAGUACAAACAGGUGUACAAGGGAGAGGAGACAACGUACCAAAUCUCAGGCCUUCAGGUGAACACAGAUUAUAGAUUUCGUGUGUGUGUUUGCCGCCGAUGCUUGGAUACCUCACAAGAACUUAAUGGACCUUUCAGCACUUCUGUUGCCUUUAUUCUCCAGCGGAGUGAGCUCAUGCUUACUGGGGAACUGGGAAGAACCGAUGACCCCAAGACUAAAUGUAUGAUGCCUUCUGAUGAACAGUUUGCAGCCCUCUUAGUCCUUGGCUUUGCAAGCGUCUCCAUCUUAUUUGCUUUUAUACUACAGUAUUUGUUUAUGAAGUAGAGAGUUCAACACAAGUAUCUGAGGUAUCGUUUUAAUUAAUGCUUCAUACUAUAAUCAAUAUGUUUUAUUCAGAUAGUCCUCUUUAUUUUUUCAGUGCAUUUGUUUCUGGUUUAUCGUUGGUUUUUUUUAAGGGGUGACCGGGGGUGGGUGGGAAGGACAGUCCUAUUUAGAAAAUAAAAAUCGACGUUCAGGUGCACCUUUUGGACAUUCAAGGUUAGGAAAUGGUUAAAUAUAUCCAAGCCAGAGACCAAAACAAAUAUUUGACAUUUGGAUGUUCUGUUCCCUGCUCCUAUGAUUUUAUUCACUUACUCGAUUUUUUAUUUUAUUUUCAGAAUGUAGAAAUGUAACCAGUUUGCCUUCACGUUUUUGCCUUAGUGCUAAACUUGUUGCAGUCUUUAAGUUGCAAGUUUAUUACAUUAGAGUAACCGCUUUAAGCUCCUCUGAAUCUGCAAAAUUUAACCAUCAUUAUGUAAUAGUAUUGCAGGUAAGCAUUCCGCAAUGCAUUUGUUGCACAAGUCGUUAAUUAUAAAUAUCACAUACAAUAUUCACUACAUUUAUUUUCUCCUCAACCCUCAUACUGCCAGUUUUGCAUUGUUUUUGCAUUAUCCCCAUACGGGGAGGGAAAAAAAUUAAUCUCAAUUAUGUAAUCAACUAUAUUUUUAGCACAUUUCAAUCCCGAUAAUUUAUCUUGCAACCUAAAGUCUUCUUUGAAUUGUAAACUUUUUACUCAAGCUGUUUGCGCACUAUAAAUUCCUGUAUAUCAAAUCUGAUAGCCAGAUAGCUUUAUCGAUGGAAGAGCAUUACCAUUUCUACCAUUUUCUUUAUUUUAUAGCAGUAAUUUUAAGAGGGCAUUGUGCAAUAGUUAUUCCCCAUGUCCAGCUGUUUUUAUUUUGUUUAAAGAAAAGCUGCUUUUAACUAGUUUGUUUGCCUUUGUAUAUAAACUUACUUUUUAAUCCAGUCACUAGAUUUGUUAUAUUCAUCGUGAUCUUGUGUGUUUAUAACUGGCGAAAGCUUGCUGCCUUUGCUAUUUAAAUUAGAUGAUUUACCUUUUAUCAUAAGCAAACUCUCAAUCAGCCUUGUUAAGAAAAAGGUCCAGCUGCAUUUCAGUUUUGGGGAAAAAACAUGGUAAACUCAUAUAGGCAUCUCAGAUGCUAAAUACUGUAAUUAGAGCUGACAUUAAAAGGUGCCAUUUCUUCCAUUUCCUCCUCCUCCUCCUUUCUUCUUAAUAGCAUCUCCUAUUACAAACGAUGUCAUGUAAUAUCCUUUCAUUUCCCUCUUCAACUUCAUUAGCUGCUGCCUUCAGAAGUGACGGUGGGAGGGACACCGUAGUUCACAUGACAACGCACUACGCACACUGUCCUAAUAAAGCAAAAGAAGCAUAACAGUGCUGUGUUGCAAAGCAUCAACCUCAAGCAUUAUUGAUAUUUCCAGCAAUGCCUCUGAGAAGUUCUCCAGAACUUCACUGAAUGGCUGGUGACUACAAACCAGUGCUGGCUUUAUCUUCUGGCAAUUGGACGAUUGGCCACUAUAGUUUGUGAAUGUCUUUAUCACACACUCAAAAUUCCAGGAAUACUCACUGGCCUUCCAAUUUUGGAAUUUCCUGUAGUGGCCAUGGCCAAAGGGAAAAGACAAGGAGGAGAUGUGGAGCAGCUGGUUUCAACAGCAGCUGCAGUCUUGACACCUAGCUCUAGUUUCAGCUAGUGUUCAGAUGAUAAGAGUAGGGUGUGGUCCAUUGCAAACUUAGUGUCAUUCCUGUAUGGGACAUUGUAUGUGCUUUUACAUCAAUUUCCAAGGCACGUUCAUUCAGUCCAUCAAAACUCUUGGUUAUUCUUCUUGUUUUAAGAAAAAAAACAACUUUGAAUCAUUGGGUUAGUUUUAUGAUGUCUAAGUGCCUCAGGGAUAUUAAGCAGGAGGUGUAAAGUAAAUUACACGUGGAAAUGCACAGAGCUGCAAUCCACUAGGAACCUCUUCCAAAUUAUGUUGUUACAACUGGAGAGGCAUUGCUACGAAACUCUGUUGACUUCCAUCGAACAGAGGUGCACAAUGAUAUGAACCCUCUCCACCAAGCCUCAUAAAAGGCCCCCUGUGGAGAUUUUCAAUGUUAUUUUUUUUUAAGUACCAGAAUGGAGAGGGACUGGUUAGUAAUCAUAUCAGCUCUAUUUAAUUUUUAAGCCAAUUGAACUAAAAUGUGCACCCUUUCCUUAAAUGCCUGUUCAGGAAAAACAAAAAUGUGAUCCAGCAGUUCCUGUUCUAGCUCUGCAUGAAUUGGAAGAAUUCUCAUGAAUUGUGUCCCAGACUUCGUGUACCCUUGCAUUCAAACAAACAAAUAGUUCUGUAUAUUUUUUUUUUAUCUUCUUUGUGUUUGGCUUGCAUUGUACUUUUUUUUUUUUGGUCUUCUCUUUUGCUAUGACACAGGGCAGCGCGAUAGCUCAGUGGUUAAGAUGCUGGGUUUGUUGGCUGGAAAGCCGACAGCCCAGGGUUCAAGACCCGAGCAUUCCGCAACAGGGGGGAGUACCCGUCUUUGCCUAGCUCCUGCCCACCUAGCAGCUCGAAAGCAUGCAAAUGCGAGUAGAUAAAUAGGUACCACUUUGGUGGGGAGGAAACAGUGCUCUGCGACGUCAUGCUGGCUGUAUGACUGCGGAAAUGUCUUCGGACAGCGCUGGCUCAACGGCCUCGAAACGGAGAUGAGCGCCACCCCCUAUAGUCGGCAACGACUAGCGGAGUUAAAAUCUGCAGGGACUCCUUUCCUUCCGUUCUUUGCUAAAAUACUGUGUCCUGUAUUAUCCAUUCCUUCCCAUAACCAAAGUAAUGGGGAAACCAACAUUAUUUUUGUUUUAGGAUUAUUUAUACUAUAUACUGCAUUCAGUACUUUAAAAUGCCAAUUAAAGUGCAAUCUCAUUAUUUAUUGUAAAAAAAAAUAAAAAGUGUACUUAUGUACUAAAUCUCUCCCCUUCCCCUCCUCUCUGAACCCUAGCAGCAUACUAUUUUUCUAUUUUGUUUUAUGUAAGUAUAAUUUAGGUAAAAUAUUUUCAUUUCCCCAGCACCGUUCCUAGUAUUAACCUUCUUAUAGUAUAUUGUAUGUUUAAAAAAUGGGAGUGUUUUAUGAAUUGCCAAAAAAAAAAAAGAAGAAGAAGAAGAAGAAAAGAUAAAUGUACCCAAUAUUUCAUGCACGCAAAUAAAAAAACUUGCGGGACCACAUCCAUUCCAUCUGCGGUACAUUAAAAACAAUCAUCUUCAAAGUUUACAUGUAGCCAAAAAAAAUCAUAAGCAUCUUUUGAAAUAAUAGUUUGAAACUGAUUAUUCUGUGUGCCUCUCUUGAUGUAGCAAACUAGUACAAAGGUUCUGUAUUUUCUUUCCUAAUGUUAGUAUGCAUAUUUGCCUAGCAAACAAAUGAUAUUGAGCUAUUUUGUUUUUUAAAUUUCCUCUUCCCGCUGGCUCCAGUUUUGGCCUUGACAAAUGUGGUAUUGUUGUCGUUGUUUAAUUCAACUUUAUUCCUUUUUAUAUAAUACUUGGUUGUUUUCAAAUAUAAAAUUAUUUUUUAAAAAAACGCUGGCAAAAUUUUAAAGAAUGUAGAUAGCAUUAGCUGGGCUUUGAUUUCAUUUCAAUCAGGAACAAUUAACUAAGGAGUCCUUGGAAACCUCUUAGUUGUCAUGGCUCUGAAAUCCUUUCCAUUUUUCUGGAUCGGGGGCAAUCCAUCUGGAAAGCCACACCUUUGUAAAACAGCUGUUGUCCCUUUUACCGUGCCUUGUGAUUAUCAGCCCACUGUCAUAACAAUCCCUACCCUUUUUGGCUUGAGCAGAAAAUUACUGCACAUGCUCUCAAAGUUUGUGGGCAAAAGUCAAUCAUGUUGACUGGUUGUUGAGACCUUUUGUUGGAAGUUUUCCUGUUGAUUUCAAUGGGAUUAAUGCCGGGGGUCAGCGGAAGUGGAGAACACAACUCUGUCCGCAGGAAAUGGAGGGAGAUUCCCAUCAGAGCAUUCCCAUCUCUGGUUUCAAGAUCAAUAUUUUCUCUCCCUUAUUUUUAAGGGAGGGAUUUAAUUACACCAGCUGAUGGAUUAGAAUAAUUUCGUCUUUUGAACUAAAUUGUAGUCCUGUUGGCCUUUCACAAGGUAAUGAAGACAUAGGGAGAGUGGGUAUUAGUUGGGAGUUCCACUGUAGAUGUAUAUGCCUAACUGGUUGUCUUUUUGUUGAGUCUCAAUGCAGUUUAAGUUGACUUUGUUUUAAUGUAAUUUUUUUUCCACUGCCCAGAGUUCCUCAGAUAGAUGAACAGCCAUAUAAAUCCAAUGGAUAAAUAAAUGUGAGGGUGAUCAGGUGUGACAUCUGUCACCCCAUUGAUUAGCAGAUUUCAUUUGGCUGAUCUGUCUGGCUAGGUGGAUGUCCCCCUCCUUCCUUAUCAUUCCACGUUUUUCUUUCCUGAAGCUGUGCUGGGUGAGACAAGACAAGCAUCCCAGAUGGGAGUGUAUCAUCUUCGGCCAAUAAAUAAGGAAGGAGAAGACUAGGAACAUGGGGACUGCCUUUACUGUGGUCUCAGUGUUGGCAGAGAACCAAUCCUGGGAGGGAUCAUUUUGAUCCCAUCCAGAGUAAAUCUCUCUCCAUCAAUAAGAAAGUUCACCCAAUUUCUAGUGCUCCCGUAAACAAUCGUGAGGAGAACGUGGGAUUGCUUCUCUAAUCCAGAGCCAACCAUUUAUGUGUUUAGACAAAGAACAUGAUUUUGUGCAAGAUUGAAGAAAAGUGACCUGAAGAAAGGUCAGGUGCGUUUCAUAUUUUUAUUGUAGUUUCCACAUCUCCCCCUUUGUGUAUACUUACCGCGCACAGCCCAAUGCAUUUUAAUUGCCAAGUUAGAUUGAAUCAGAUAUCAUUGGUUACCUUGUAGCCCCUUUCUCUAGCAGGCCAAUUUUUAAUGCAACCAUUCUGUAAAAGAGAUCAUUCCACCCAUUCCUGUUCCAAUUUCCAUAACUUUCAGUUUAUGGAAAGAAAGAAAAUGCUUUCUAAUACCUUGUAUGUCUUUUCUGGCCCAGUCAGUAUCGGCUGUGUGAAAUCAACUUCCCUUGUCCCCAGUUUUGUGUAAAGAAAUUGUAAAAAAAAAAUAAAAAAAUAAAAA